UCUCUCUGAAACAACACAUAUCAGAUAUGAGGUUUUAGACAACAGGUCCUGUGUGUGUGUUAAUGCGCACACAAUCGUCGUUCACAGUCAGUGAUAGUUACUGUAUCGUGACUUCGGAUGCAUCACGCGCAUCUGCUUCGUGUUUCUCGCCUCUAUCAACAAGUGCGCGCGCAGUUUGAACUGACGUGGAGGAGAGAUGCAGAGGGCGGCCCCAGGGUCCUUCGACGCCGAUACCCUUUAUCAGAAUGAACAGUUUCCUCAUCCUCCAGUGUCGUCUUUUGGCUCAAGCGUGAAAUUGGCCAGCCCAGCCAAGAGAAUUACCUUCUACAAGAGUGGCGACGCUCAGUUCAAAGGGGUCAAGAUGGCCAUCCAUAAACGCAGCUUCAAAUGCUUUGAUGCCUUAUUGGAUGACCUUUCCCAAAAGGUUCCUCUGCCUUUUGGUGUGCGUACUAUCACGACCCCCAGGGGCACCCACAGCAUUAAACAUUUAGAGCAGUUUGAGGACGGAGGCUGUUACUUGUGCUCUGACCGCCGCUACGUCAAGCCAAUCAACAUAGAAGCUGCAGGGAAAAGGCCCGCAGUCUGGCACCACCACAGCCACCCACAUAAUACUCGCCGGAAGCCCUCCCGACCUGAGGAACCCCCCUCGGGACAUCAGCAGCACCAUCGGCACCCCAAAAGGAUUGUUCUAGUGAAAAACAAUGACCCUGCUAUUAGGCGAUCCAUCAUUCUGAGCAGACGAACUGCUCGAAGUCUUCGCGUCUUCAUGGACGAGAUUUCAGAGCUAAUGCAGUGUCACGUCAAGAAACUUUAUACUCUGGAGGGACGCAAGAUUGACAGUAUUCAGAGUCUGAUGCAGUGUCCUAGUGUGCUGGUCUGUGUGGGUCGAGAACCCUUCAGACCGUUGCUUAUGGAAAGCUUGAAGAAGCUCUCAGAUGAAAAGCUUCCAGGAAUGCGCACAAGGUCUCACUCUAGUAUCUGCAGUGAAGGUCAUGAAAGCAAAAAGAAUGUUAACUUUGGCCUGGAGACAAAGAAAAGCAUUAUCCAUCCAAGAUCCGACUCCAGUAAUAGAUCUACAAGAUUCUCUCUUUCUUCAGAAAAGUCCUAUCAGAAUGGAGUAUGCAUGACACCAGGACAGUCCGGCUGUGUCAGCACCUGUCCUUACGUUAAAGAAGCCAUAGUGAAUGAUGACAUUGAGAAGAGAGUGCUUGUUAACAAAGACGGCAGCCUUUCUGUGGAGAUGAAGGUUCGCUUUCGGCUUUUCAAUGAUGAGACUCUCCAGUGGUCUACUGAGAUCAAGAAGUCAUCAAAAAAAGUGAAUGACUCUGGCUUUGUAAAAGACGGCGAUUAUCUUCAAGCUAAAGCUGAGUAUUCAGACCCAGAUUCCCUCUCUGCAUCUGAGGAGACUGAUGAAGCCUUUGCAACAAAGCUGCAUCAGAAGCAUCUCGAGGAGUCACUUUGUCAGAACUGUUGCAACCACUGCCAAGAGUACGACAUCUGGAAAAACCCCAUCCACAAAGACCCGGGGGCCUGCAAAUCACCCAGUUCCAGUGGAUCAACUCACAGAGUUGUAAGCAAAAAGUCAUCGGUGGAUAGUAUGCACACAAUUUCUCGCUCCAGUGGGGAAUACACUGAGCAUGUGGUGGAAAAGGCCUCGUGCUUUCAGCAGACAAUGGAGGAAGGGGACACCAGAGUAGAAUACUGUGCUGUAAGUCAUUGCUGCAAUCGAAGUGAAGUAUCAUCUGCUGGAAUCACGUCAAAGAGCAAGAGAUCUUGUGAGGACAGCUGUGAGAGUCACAUUAAAAGUAGAUGUUCUCAUACAGAACCUGAAAUCUCUUCUACGCCACAUUGUGCGGUCAUUAAAGUCAUGGAAGAGCGUCCGAUUACUGCAGUCAGCAAUUCGUCCAAAGUGCUUGAGUCUUUGAAGGAAGAUCAGGAUGAUGAUUAUGAUGAGCUGCCUCCAAGCAUCUCAAGAGUAUCACACUGGUCUCAAAGUGACCAUCUUGAGAGUGAUGAUCAACCCAAUUGUGUUCAUUGUUGUGGCUGCCAGACUUUACCAAGAUCUUAUUUGUCCCCCAGACCUCCCAGUAAAGAAUCAAGCAGUGUUGUUCACUCACUGAAGCUCAAAAAGUAUAAAACCACUUUUGCAGCACCAGUAGAGCAAGACGGGAUGAGUACAACAUCUCCAGUUUCAAAAGUGUCCUCCAGAUCCCAUCCAAGUCACUGUGGAGCCAUAACCCCAAGUUCAGUUUCAUCUGCUGGGCAGCACAGGCCUGAGGGGAGGGCUUGUAGUACAAUUUCUAGACAUAGCCAAGCAUCUUGUAAAUCUAGAGACAAAACAAACAACCCUGAAUCCAAUGCAUCAGAUGCUCUGGAGGGUGAUAAAUCAGAAAGUGCUGCUACUCAAAAUCAUACUACGUCAGAUAAUCAUUGUGAACAAGACACAGAGUUUCUUCCAGAAGUGAGAUCAACUAGUGCCAUGUCUAACAAAUCAGACCGAUCUUCUGAACAUCCAUCACAUACAUCAGAGCAAACAACUAGGUCUGUCAAAUCUUGUUGCGACUUACAAGACAAAGCCUCUCCGAAGUCCAUCAGUUUUGAUGUUCAGUGUGAGCCGGAAACUGAAGUAACCACAGAGGAAAGACUAAGCAGUUCACUGUCCAAAUGCUCAAAAACGUCUGUAAAGUCAAAUGCAUCCUCAAAGCAUUCACACACAGAGUCUAAAUCUAAGGAAAGAGUUAACAGUGCAAUGUCUUGUAGGUCCUGCAAAUCAAACCACAACUUUUCCGAAAACACAGUUACCUCAGUACCACAUUAUGUAACACCUGAUGAAUGUGCAGAUCCAAAAAGUGAGUCAGAGAGAGCAGCCAGCACAAUGUCUCAGACCUCAGAAAAGUCUAAUGCCUGCUCUGAAAGAUCCGUCAAGUCUGGUGCAAAGAGCCCUGCCUUCCAGGAAGUGGAUAAUGGCAAAAGCAUGACACAAAAUGCCUUAACUGUGACCACUCCAUUGCCUAGGACAAAGAGGUCUCCAUCUCCUAGAUCAAACCAUGACACUAAAAUUAAGACUAAUAGCCGAGCAACAAGUAGGAUGUCAGUAAGCUCUAAUGUAUCCUCGCAAUCCCAAAGAUCCAGUAAAUGUAAUUGUCACAGCUCCUCAAGUGGUAAUUUGAGAGAGACAAAUCCUGAGAAACAAAAAGAGGAUGCCAAAGAUGAAUCUGAAGAGAGCUUGUCAGGAAAAUCAAAACUGUCAGCUAAAUCUCUUAUCAAUAACAUUAAGUCUUCAGGCAACCAGUUUGAUGAGCCUCUAAGCCCAACAUCAACAGCGUCUGUUUCUAUCGGACUAGGAGAAGAGCACAAGGGUGAUGACUUUGAUGAACGAUCAAUCAGUGGCAUGUCUGCCACCACAGAGGACGGUGGACAUAAGAUAGAGAAUGUAAAUGGAGUGGAUGCUGAGGAAAGGCCAAAUACAGAAGUGUCUGUGAAUUCUGCAAUUUCAGACAGACCCAAAAAGUCCCAUCACAUGAACUACAAGACUCCUGUUCAAGCCCUCUCGCCUGUCUCAGCUGAAAGUAUUAUGUCUGCAGAACUGAAGAAAAGCAAAUCUGGAAGCCAGUUAAAUGAAAACAACAUCAGAGUGCCCUCCACUUUGUCAUUGUCAUCUUUACAAAGUAAAACACCCUCCAGAGUUUCACAGGGAAGUUCUAAAAAUACAGUUAUGAAAGGAAGAGAUUGUGAAGCUCUCAACAACACCAACCAUGCAGAAAUGACUAAAACAUCCUCAAAACAUGACCAAAGUGAAACAGCAUCUGGAAAAGCUACACCAGCAAGUGACUGUUUACAUUCUUCAAUAGCCUCUGAACGUUCAAUGAAGUCCAAAAAUGGCCAAAGUACUAGAGAGAAUGAUAAAAGAUCUAAAGGUUCUUCCCAAUGUUUGGAAAUAAAUGGACUGAAUAUAAAAUAUAACUGUGAUAAUGAUAGGGGCAUGGUUAAGUGUCUUAAAUCCUCCUCAUCAGAAAGAAGAUCUGUGAAAAAUGAUACAUCCAGGGCAAAUUCUGCAGUAAUGUCUGAUAUUUCCCAAAAUUGUAGAAGUCUACCACAAGAGAUGCCAAACAAGAAAAAAACAUCAGUCAAGCAUCCUGAUUCCUCAAGCAACAGUGUUUUAUCUCAGGCACUUUCAGCAGCAGAUUUGUUGAGAGAAAUUAUUGGUAAUGCAAGACCAGUGAGUAGAGGAUCAAAGUCAGUUGCCUCCAGCAAAAAUGUUGACAAGGUAGAAAAUAAAAGCCAAAAAAGCAGCAGGAGCAAGCACGAGGAAGUCAGCGUCUCAUUGGAGUGCAACAACAAGGAACUGAUGCCGUCAUUCUUACCGAACGCUUCCCCUACAGAAGUUGUGAAUGACUGGCUUAGGAAGAUUCCCAUUGAAGGACAUGUUUAUGAAAUGGAUGUCGAACUCACUGAAUAUAUGAACCUGGCUCAAGGUGAUGAGGACACUUCUCAAACGGAAAAAAAAAAUGCACCAGAAAGCAUAAUUGAAGUUGAGGAACCUCAGGAGGAUCAAGCAGGUGAGAAUUAUAUUCAGCAGGAGACCAACGACAGUUGCUGUGAAAAGGCACAAUUGGAAACUUAUGAAAUGUUUCCCGACCCUGAAGCAUUAACCAAACAAGACUGUUUACAAAAGCAGUGCCAUUCUUCGGUUCAGGUCAUGAAGGUUUUACUAGGUCCAAAACUAGACAGAUCCAGUAGUUUACCUGAAGUCUCCCCUGCUUAUGGCAGAAAAUUAAGCCAGUCUGCUCAAGGGCUGUUGGACUGCCUUGCAAAUUUACGAUUGAUUGACUCAGACUCUAAAAACGAAAAGCAACGUAAAUAUAAUGAAAUCAUGAUGAUCCUACAGUCGCUCUGGCUCCAAAAGCCCUCUGAGGAUGAACAGAAAAAGCAGAACAAAAAGGAGCAUCACUUCGCCGAGGAUGAAUUUAACCCACGGUCUUCAUCUGGGGUUGAUGUUAGCAGCGGCUCCACCGGCUCUGUUAAAGGUAGCAUGAAUGGCAUAGUAGGAAAAAUAGAGACCACUCAUGGCACAAUACCACCAAUUGCCGAACAAGAGGCAUCAGUGGAAAAUAAAGGUGAAGAAGAAAAUGAGGAAAAGUCUACAGCUCCUGCAUGUGAAUGUUUAGAUCCAUCCAAAGUUCUCUCGGAUCCAGUAACUCCAGACAUUGCAGAGCGAGUACAGGGGAGUCCAGUAAAUACACAACUGGAUGAUGACAAAGAAAAUGGCAUAUUACACGAAGAAGAUGUUGAAAGCAGUGAUAAUAAGAAAGAAUCAGAUCAAACACCACAAACAAGCUCUGGGAAUGAGAGUAACACAAUGAAAUCUCAAGAAAAUACAAGCUCAGGAAGUCAACCGUCUGUUCAGAGAGCUCCGCUUAUUAAAAGAGUUUCACAGGACCCAGAUCCUGUUUGGGUACUGAACUUAUUAAAAAAGCUAGAAAAGCAGUUCAUGUUACAUUAUGCAGAUGCCAUGGCAGAGUUCAAAGUGAGGUGGGAUUUGGAUGACAACGAGAUGCUCGAUACAAUGAUCAGCGAACUGAAAGAGGAAGUACACAAACGGAUUCAAUCGAGUAUUCACAGAGAAUUGCAAAAAAUCCAAAGUCGGGCAGGUAGGUGUCCGAGACCUCCGGGAAAUACUCUAUCGAGAGAGUCUACGGUCCAGACUGAGCAGCGACGCAAGCGUCUUCGGGUCAUGCGCAAUAAGUCCAUCACCAUGUCAAGGGAUGAGGAAAAUUACACUGCAUCUGGUACUGAAUACAGUGAUCAACGCAGUGACGAUGAAUACUGUCCAUGCGAUGCAUGCAUGAAAAAGAAAAUGGCGUCAAGGGCAGUCCAGCAAGCUCAGGCUUUGAGUUUGGCUCCAGUUAUGAUGGAAUUUGAUCUACGGAAAAUUUUACAAAUGAAAAAGGAUCCAGUCAAACCUUUUGAAUUGAAGCUGGAAGAACAACGCACGACCAACUUGACUGAAGAAAACAACUUAGAAGUGGUUCAUGAAGAGGUAGAAGAUACGAAUGAUGAUACCAGAGGCCAUGAUGUUGAGACGGCAGAUCAAGAAGAGCCAGAUGGCGCUCUCAAUGCAGUAGAUGGUGAAAACAUAAACAACAUAAAAUAUGUAUCUUUAGACUCUGAGAAAAGAGAUCAAAUUGAAGAGGAAACAAAUGACAAAAGAGAGUCUGGUGAUGUGGAAGGUGGUGAAGAUGAGGAGGAGAAAGAAGGUGAGCAUGCGAAAGAAGUGGUAAAUGGUGACACUGAGGGGAAAGAGGAAGUAGAGUUUGUUGAGGAAGAGACUGAAAAAGGAGAUACAGAAGAGGAUGGUGAUGAGAAAAACAGUCUUAAAGGAGAUGCAGCAAAUUCAGAAAACAGUGAUGUGGAUGCGGAGGGGGAAAAAGAGAAUGAGAUGACAGAAACUGGUGAGGAAACGGAAUCAGGUGACAACGGAGCAGAAACUGAGACUGGGGAAGAGAGUACAGAAGACAAGUCUGCAGAAGAUGGUAGUGAAUCAAAUAAAGAUAAUACUACUGAAGGUGAAAAGUCAGAUGAGACACCAAAUGAAGAGUCUGCCAGUGAGAAGAAUGCUGAUGGAAGCCAAGAUGGAACUGCAAAGGACGAUGCCGAGGAAGAUGGGACAUCAAACACAGGACAGGACGAGGACCAGCCUGAGGAAAAAGCCAAUGUGCCAAAGGUAAAGAUCGAGGUUGAGGUCGAAGGAGACGCAGAAAAUGAAAUGGACAAAUGUAGCUCUGUUGAGGAAGAUUUGAAAAAUGAUGAUCAAUCUGAUGAAACUGUUGCUGUUAUCUGUGAGAGCACACUAGCAAAACAGGUAACGAGAACGUCAAUGGAAUCUCAACCAGGAUCCGUGGAGAACUGCACAAAUCAGACAGCGCAAGCUAAACUGAAAGAUCUUCAGAGUUUCAUGGAGAGUGUUGACAGUCAAGGAGACAACAUGGUUGUGAUUACUAAACAACCACCAUACAAAGAGUCACAUGGACCAGGAAACCUAAAGGACAUAUGCAAUGGCUUGACUGAAUGGCAAGUGUCCCCUAAAAUAAGCAACAGGGCCAAUAAACAAAAAAAUACGAAGGAUUGACAAUGAUGUUAUGGUGAACAAUAAAGAAUUUUAAUAUUUCAUUUGAUAAAUCCUCAAAUAAAGCACUUUAUUUUUGAUUGCUAAUGUUCCUUUAGAUGGGACUUUAAUAUUUAAGAUGAUUAAUCUGUCUUCAAAGACAUCUAAACAUCUAAAGAGAAACUUUGAAGAGAUUUCAAUUCUAUUUAUUGUACAAUACCGUAUAUUUCCAUGUAGUCAAGGUAUUUUAUUGACUUCUAUUUAACCUAUGGAAUCAUAUACACAGGCAGUGAAAUACUUUAUAAACAUAGUCUUACAGUCACAGAACAUUAUACUGAUACAUUUUGAAUUCUCAGGGUGCUUAAUGUUAAAAGUAUUAUUAUUUACAUGCAUUG
Rhinichthys klamathensis goyatoka is the source of this 7500-nucleotide messenger RNA. It is a transcript of the gene rp1l1a, whose product is annotated as rp1 like 1a. The transcript has 5 exons. Gene Ontology annotation, cellular component: axoneme. Gene Ontology annotation, biological process: retina development in camera-type eye; axoneme assembly; intracellular signal transduction. The coding region runs from base 197 to 7129 and encodes 2310 amino acids. NCBI's taxonomy places the organism in Eukaryota, Metazoa, Chordata, Actinopteri, Cypriniformes, Leuciscidae. The record is from RefSeq and is a predicted model, not a curated record.